Emericellopsis cladophorae is the source of this 1095-nucleotide messenger RNA. RefSeq lists its product as uncharacterized. The transcript has a single exon. The record is from RefSeq and is a predicted model, not a curated record. Gene Ontology annotation, molecular function: phosphatidylinositol binding. The coding region runs from base 1 to 1095 and encodes 364 amino acids. Lineage: Eukaryota; Fungi; Ascomycota; Sordariomycetes; Hypocreales; Bionectriaceae.
AUGUCCAUGGUCGUCACCAAGUCUAAUGACCAGCUGCCCCAGGGCCAGCACCAAGACCAAGACAACCCUCCAGAGUACAUGGCGGAGCCAGCCAUCAACUAUCGCCCAACCCUCAGUCAACGCCUCCACCGCCUCUCCUCCCGCGCCGGCAACCCUCUGAACAAGGCCUCCAACAUCUUCGGCGCAGAAGGCUGGUGGCCAACCUCUCUCGAGAAGGAGUCCCUGAAAGCAGCCCGCAUCCUCUACUCGUUCACCAACCUCGCCGUCGCCAUACCACCGCCCCCCAAGGCCGGCGGGCCCAAGCACCCCAUCGGUCUCACCGAGAAGAAGCUCGUCAAGAUCCCCGUCCAUGUUCUCCGCAACUGCGCCGGCCUGGCUAUCUUCAACACCAUCCGGGCGGGUGCCUGGCACGGCAGCGUGAGCGGUGGCUCGGGUGUCGUCAUUGCUCGUCACGCGGACGGUACCUGGUCUCCGCCUUCUAGCUUCAUCGUGUCUAGCCUUGGGGCGGGCUUCGUCUUCGGUCUCGACAUCUACGACUGCAUCUGCGUUCUCAACACACCCGAGCAAGUUGACGCCUUCACGAGGCCUCGCCUCGCCCUCGGUGCCGGCGCCAGCGUCACAGCCGGACCCGUGGGAGGGGGCGCAUCUCUUGCGUCUGCUGUGAGCAAGAGUGGCCGACCCAUGUGGAGUUAUAUCAAGUCCCGUGGAUUGUGGGCUGGUCUUUCCGUCGAUGGCACCGUUAUUGUGAACCGUGGCGAUGCGAAUGCGCUCUUCUACCAGGAGAAGGAUAUUUCAGCACAGAGGAUUCUUCGGGGUGGUGUCGCGUGGCCGAUGGAUGCAAAGCCCCUCUUUGAGGUCCUCAAGGCUAUUGAAGGCCGUGGUGAGGUUGAUCGCAGUGUGGUGGACGAAGUUCUCAGUGAACCUCCCCCGGGUGAUGGCGCGGCUGCACCCCCGGCGGACUAUGUCGAUGUGCAAGCUGAGCUUACGGACGACAAGAGGAGCAUGGGACAUGAAGCGGAGGUCCGCAAGGGGGAUGACCUUUAUGAGAGCUCAGUGGUGGAUGAGAAGGAGGCCCUCGCCAAGGCCGGUGUCUGA